Molecule: messenger RNA, 1674 nt
Organism: Dufourea novaeangliae
Lineage: Eukaryota; Metazoa; Arthropoda; Insecta; Hymenoptera; Halictidae
Gene: Atg18a
Product: WD repeat domain phosphoinositide-interacting protein 2
Exons: 11
Coding region: 42-1451 (469 amino acids)
Biological process (GO): nucleophagy; protein localization to phagophore assembly site; protein lipidation
Cellular component (GO): phagophore assembly site membrane; cytosol; extrinsic component of membrane
Molecular function (GO): phosphatidylinositol-3,5-bisphosphate binding; protein binding; phosphatidylinositol-3-phosphate binding
Source: RefSeq, a predicted model, not a curated record
CAGUGCACAAAGUGUUCUUGCGCGCACCAACUGUGCGAUUUAUGCAAAAUCUCGCGCGUAACGUGGAUGUAUUGACGCAAGGAUUAAAAUACAGUAUAUCAGGACUAAUGAACCUCGCAAAUCAAACUACUGAUCCUCAAAGUGAUGUUUUCUUUGUUAACUUCAAUCAGGAUUGCACAUCUUUGGCUGUAGGAUCGAAAACAGGCUAUAAACUUUUCUCUUUGAAUUCUGUCGACCAUUUGGAAAAAAUAUAUGAAAAUGAUACUGAAGACAUAUGCAUUGUUGAACGACUAUUCAGCAGUAGCCUUGUGGCAAUGGUCAGUUUAUCAUCACCUCGUAAACUCAAAGUUUGUCACUUUAGAAAAGGAACUGAAAUUUGCCACUACAGCUAUUCGAAUACCAUCUUGGCUGUGAAACUCAAUAGAGCAAGAUUAGUAGUAUGUCUGGAAGAGUCGUUAUAUAUUCAUAAUAUAAGAGAUAUGAAGGUGCUACAUACAAUUCGGGACACUCCACCCAAUUUAGCAGGUCUGUGUACGCUAUCGAUAAACAGCGAUAAUUGUUAUUUAGCCUAUCCAGGCUCAAAUACUAUCGGAGAAGUUCAAAUAUUUGAUGCGAUUAAUCUUCAAGCUAAAACUAUGAUUCCUGCACAUGACAGUCCAUUGGCAGCGCUUGCAUUUAGUCCUAAUGGUACCAAAGUAGCUACUGCUUCCGAGAAGGGUACUGUAAUUAGAGUUUUUCAUGUUCAUGAUGGUACAAAACUGUUUGAGUUUCGUCGUGGAGUUAAACGAUGCGUAUCUAUAAGCAGUCUUGCUUUUAGUAUGGAUUCUAUGUUUCUUUGUUGCUCGAGUAAUACAGAGACAGUGCAUAUAUUCAAAUUGGAAGAACCAAAGGAAGCACAAGCUACAGAAGAGUCACAAACUUGGAUGGGAUAUUUAACAAAGGCUGUGUCUGCGUCAGCAAAUUAUUUACCUUCGCAAGUUACUGACGUAUUUAAUCAAGGACGUGCCUUUGCCAGUGUCCAUUUGCCAUUUCAAGGAUUGAAGAAUGUAUGUGCCAUCACAGUAGUACAUCAAGUGCUUAGGUUGCUGGUGGCUAGUGCCGAUGGAUAUUUGUAUGUUUAUAAUUUGGAUACAACGGAAGGUGGAGAUUGUACACUUCUAAAGCAGCAUAGAUUAGACGGCAAACGUGAUGAAGUAGAUUGCGCUAGCGUAUCCACAGCGGGGUCAGGGUCUGGAGAAACUCCUGCAGCAACUAGUGCACGAAUAGUACAAAAUGCAGCCUGCAUAAAUAGCUACGCGGGUGUGUUACGCGGACGUUCGCCAGACUCCAUGUCAGAUUCAGAGAAGUAUCACGAGAUGAUUGCAGCGACUGAAAGUCCCCCAAGAUAUUCGGGUCCGUUCCGUUUGAAAGACGACGCGGAGUUUCCACCUGUUACGCAAAGGACGGAUUGAGUGUAUUAAUUCCAGCAUAUCAGAAAAAUUUCACAGGAAGAUAAAUUAGUCUACGGCAGUGAUCGAAAUUCGACAAGCACUGUGUACAAGCCGACGCUCUAUGUUUAUGGUCAUGACGAAGGUUACAGCGUCGGUAAAACGACAAACUGAUUCCCGACGUGAAUGUUACGAGAGAACAAGUUAAGGAGCAUGUAUCAGUUAUGUAAUUAAUUCCGGAAAUUAU